UACUGAAGCAACUUAAAACCCUAGAUCCUUCAUUUUCGUCGAACAAAAAGGCGCAGAGAGAGUAUAGAUUAACCCUAAAAAUGGUGUCAGGAUCAGGAAUUAUGGCCAAGAGAGUGGUGGUGGACGCCCGUCACCACAUGUUGGGUCGUCUGGCUUCCAUUGUUGCCAAGGAGCUUCUCAGUGGACAACGCGUUGUUGUUGUUCGUUGCGAAGAGAUCGCACUUUCUGGUGGUCUUGUUAGGCAGAAGAUGAAAUACCUUCGUUUUCUUCGUAAGAGGAUGAAUACCAAGCCGUCGCAUGGACCUAUCCACUUCCGUGCUCCUUCUAAAAUAUUCUGGCGUACUGUUAGAGGUAUGAUUCCUCACAAGACCAAGAGAGGAGCUGCUGCCUUGGCUAGGUUGAAAGUGUAUGAGGGUGUUCCCCCACCUUACGACAAGACCAAGAGGGUUGUUGUUCCUGAUGCUCUCAAGGUGCUGAGGCUGCAGAAGGGUCACAAAUACUGCUUGCUUGGUCGUUUAUCCAAGGAAGUCGGCUGGAACCACUAUGACACAAUAAGGGAGCUUGAGGAGAAGAGAAAGGCAAGAUCCCAGGAAUUGUACGAAAGAAAGAAGCAGCUUAACAGGCUGAGGGUGAAGGCCGAGAAGGCUGCUGAAGAGAAGCUCGGAGCUCAGCUUGAAAUUCUUGCGCCUGUCAAGUACUGAGCAGUGAGCAUUGUACUGUCGUUGUUUUUUGGAAGCUAGAUAAAUAGAAUUUGCAUUGUACUGCCGUUUUGUUUCCUUUUAAUCAUUUGUCAAGUUAUACUUGCAUCAUAGCUAUCUUAUGUGUUGAGUUUAAUAUGAAAAUUUUUGGGCACAAAUUAUUUCGUCAAAGGAGUUUUAAUAGCGUUUUAGUUGAA
Messenger RNA from Amaranthus tricolor (Joseph's coat), 895 nucleotides. Its product is annotated as 60S ribosomal protein L13a-4-like. The record is from RefSeq and is a predicted model, not a curated record. Gene Ontology annotation, cellular component: ribosome; cytosolic large ribosomal subunit. Gene Ontology annotation, biological process: negative regulation of translation; translation. The transcript has 4 exons. Gene Ontology annotation, molecular function: structural constituent of ribosome; mRNA binding. The coding region runs from base 81 to 701 and encodes 206 amino acids. Lineage: Eukaryota; Viridiplantae; Streptophyta; Magnoliopsida; Caryophyllales; Amaranthaceae.